Alternaria postmessia is the source of this 2550-nucleotide messenger RNA. RefSeq lists its product as uncharacterized. Lineage: Eukaryota; Fungi; Ascomycota; Dothideomycetes; Pleosporales; Pleosporaceae. The transcript is spliced from 6 exons. Gene Ontology annotation, biological process: regulation of gene expression. The record is from RefSeq and is a predicted model, not a curated record. Bases 1 to 2550 code for a protein of 849 amino acids. Gene Ontology annotation, molecular function: chromatin DNA binding; RNA polymerase II cis-regulatory region sequence-specific DNA binding; protein binding.
AUGCCCCCGCAUCAUCUUGGGCAGCAUCCGGCGCACGCGCAGGUAAAUGGACACCCGCCGCACGUCAACCAGCCCAAGACACAAUCGCAGUACUUGGGACAAUUGACCGAGGCUGUCUGGACUCAGAUGGGUUCUCUCUCUGAGCAAAUGCAAGACUACGACGGCGCCAUGCAAUGCUACGAACAGGCCUUGAAAUUCAACCAGUGGUCUGUGCCAGCUAUGCAAGGUAUCGCGUGUAUUUUGCGCACCAAAGAUGCCUUCCCAGCAGCUGUCGAAUACCUGCGCACUAUUCUCAAGGUCGACCAGGCCAAUGGUGACGUUUGGGGUAGCCUCGGCCACUGCUAUCUGAUGAUGGACGACUUGCAGCAAGCAUACUCUGCCUACCAGCAAGCUCUAUACCAUCUGUCUGACCCAAAGGAGCCUAAGCUUUGGUAUGGCAUCGGAAUACUCUACGAUCGCUAUGGCUCCCUGGAGCACGCCGAGGAGGCCUUCUCACAGGUCAUGCGCAUGGAACCCACAUUCGAAAAGGCAAACGAGAUUUACUUCCGCCUUGGCAUAAUCUACAAGCAGCAGCAGAAGUUCAACCAAAGUCUGGACUGCUUCAAGUACAUUGUCACCAACCCUCCUCGCCCACUGACCGAGGAGGACAUCUGGUUCCAGAUUGGACAUGUGUACGAACAACAGAAAGAGUUCGAAGCGGCCAAGGGCGCCUAUCGCCGGGUCCUCGAGCGUGAUGCCAACCACGCCAAGGUCCUACAGCAGCUGGGAUGGCUACACCACCAGCAGAGCACAAAUUACGCCAGCCAGGAGCAGGCCAUUGAGUACCUGGAGAAGUCUGUUGCUUCCGACCAAACGGAUGCGCAAAGUUGGUACCUGCUUGGACGUUGCUACAUGUCACAGCAGAAGUACCCCAAAGCUUACGAGGCCUAUCAGCAAGCGGUGUACCGUGAUGGCAGGAACCCAACCUUCUGGUGCAGCAUUGGUGUACUGUACUACCAGAUCAACCAGUACCGCGACGCGCUGGACGCAUACUCCCGUGCAAUCCGCCUCAACCCUAACAUUUCGGAAGUUUGGUACGAUCUCGGCACACUUUACGAGUCUUGCAACAACCAGACUGCGGAUGCACUUGACGCUUACCAGCGUGCGGCCGAUCUCGAUCCGUCAAAUGUACACAUCAAGGCUCGCCUACAGCUUUUGCAGAACGGACAGACAUCUGCAGGCGCCCCGAACCAGGGCAACGCUCCCAUUCCACAAGACGUGCACCCUCAAGCCUACCAGCCUGCUUCUGUCCAUGGCCCUACCGCUCCUCAAUGGGGCGCUCCUCAGCCUCAACAACCUCCGCAAGGUCCUGCUCCCCCAGCCUUAGCGCCUGGAUGGGAUCGUCCCCUCGCUCAGAUUCGCGAUCCCGGCCUUCCGCCGCAGCAGCUGAACCCCUAUGAGCAGCGCGAGGGCAUCCGGCCACCUACUCAGCAUGCUCCUCAAAGGCCUGUAAGCCCAAGACAGGAAGCACCUAGGUCAUACGCAGAGCCUUCUCGCCCUCCUACAAACGGUCCUGGUCCUCAAGGCCCAGCUGGCCCCCCGCCGCCAGGUCCACCAGGGCCAAUGCGCCGUGGCAUGUCUCCGUCGCCGAAGACGCACCAUGCUGCCCCUAGCCCUUACCAUCCUCAGCCUCCGCAACUUACGCCUCAGGCUGUUCAUGCACAACCUCAGCCACCACUGCACCAACAGCAGCCACCCCAGCCUAACCGUAUUUCCAAUCCAAACUACGGCCCUCACGCUGGUAGUGUUCCUCCACCACCUCCUCCACCACCUACCGGUCUCGGUGGCCCACCAACUCAAGCCCCUAGCCAGAGUGCCGUGCCUCCCUAUGGUGUCCGCCCUACAAGUCCCCCACCGGAAGUGCGUCCUAUCGUCGAGAACCGAGCGGGAUCUCCACGGAACGGCUACCAAGGGCCAUAUCAACACCAUGCUGAUCCCUCGGCCACCGGUGGUAUUGCUAGCGGAGCUCCUCCGCCAGCUUCUGCCCAAACUGCUGCUGAGCAAGCAGCCCGUGAACGUGACGACAGGCCGCCGACCGCCCCACCAGUCAAACGACACCGCGAAUGGGAGGCUGAAUCUGAUCACAUGAGCGCAAAGCCUCCUUCGAACGAAGAAAAGCGUCAGAAGAUGGAAGAGCCUCACAGCCGUCGUCCAACUCCCCCACACCGCAUGUCAUCUCCUCAAGUGCCACGUCAGAGCCCUCGAGAGGGGCCUGAUCCUCGUGGCUUCAACGAUGGAUACCAUCCAUCUGAGGCGGCUCACCACCCGCCUUCGCUUCCACCCAUGGCAGCUGCGCGACCGUUGUCUCGCAUGUCGGAAACACCAAAACAGGAGCGACCGGAACAUCACGAGCCGGCUGCUCGACACAUGGACGUCGAUGAGAACUACGAUGAUGAGGGUGAUGACGUGAAGCCUAGCGCGCCAAAGUCUGAGCGCAGCAGCCCUCGCAACGCGCCUACGAACGGCGUUCCUGCUCACGCAGCCACUCCAGCUGAGCAAAAGUCUGGUUAG